UUCGUGUCUGUAUCAUUAUAUAUUGUAUCCUUCUCCUUCUAGAACAGAAACCUCAGGCCACACCUUACUGAUACCCUUCAUCCUCAGAUGGCUUAGUAGUCUUGCAUCGAAAAAAAAUUAAAAAAAAUAAAAAUAAUAUAAGGCAAAUACAUUUGUUUCUUUUCACUAGCGAGCAUAACUAUAAAUGGAAUCGUGAAGRCAGCUGUAGCAGGGGGGACUGUCGUCGCUUGGGCUGCUGGAAGUGCAUACUUUCUAAGCCGCUAUAGGGAUGAUCCUGAAACAGUGAUACGUCUUGUCCAAGGGGCUAUUAUACCAGCUUCCUUGGCCACCGGUGCGGUUGCUUGUGUUCUUGCUAUUCUACCAGGCUCAUUCAAAAUAGUAGUGGAGAUUGGUUCCUUACAAGGCUUGGAAUUGCUUUGGAAAAGGUACGCGGAGGGACAACUUAGGGAGGAUCUAAAGGAAGCGAUUGUAACCGACGAACGCAUUAAGAAAAUGGAAAGAAAGUUAGAGUUAUCUGUGACGAUUUCUGUAGAUGAUUAUAAAAAAGCAAGCGAUCGUCUAAAAGGAUAUCAUAAGGGUGGUAUAGAUGAAAGUUUUAUUUACAUGUAUAAGGCCAUCGAAGCAGAGAAUGUAGAUACAGUCAAAGAAUUGGUCGAUGUAAAUGCUUCCGAUGGCUACGGAAGAACUCCGUUAUGGUACAGUGUUGGAAAGAGGUUGGCAAUCACGGAAGCUCUUAUAAAGGCUGGUGCAGAUGUGAAUCUUGAAGACAAAUCCAAGGAAACGGCGCUAAUGCACGCUUCUAGAAUGGCAAGCUUAGAAGUUGUGGAAAUCAUUUUACGUUCCGGUGGCAAUGUUAAUGUUAAGAAUGAUGUUAAUCGUUUUGUGAAUUCAAUACANGCUUUAAUGUACGCAGCUGAAAACGGUGAACAAAAUGUUCUGGAAGCACUCGUCACUAGCGGUGCACAAUUGAACGCAGCAGACGAAAGGGGGAAGACGGCUCUAAUAAUUGCAGCAGCUUCAAAUCAUGUCACGAUUGUUAAUAAACUUAUAGCUGAUGGGGCCGACGUGAAUGUUGCCGACAAUGAAGGAAUGACUGCAUUAGCUUAUGCAGUAGGUCACCAAAAAGGUUCCACUCGCGUUCUAUUAGCUGCAGGUGCAGAUGUCAAUGUUUCAGAUAACAAAGGGAGGACAGUGCUAAUGCUUGCAAUACAAAGUCAGCAUUUAGAAAAGAAAUGGAUAUUCGCCAUUUUAGAAAAGGUCUCAGAUUUACAUGCUCGCGAUAGCGAAGGGAAAACAGCUCUCAUGCUGGCCGCAAAGUUUCACGACAGUUUGCUAGUUGAAAGGCUUCUCAAAGCUGGUGCAAAUCCUAAUGUUGCAGACGAAGAAGGGAAGACAGCUUUGAUGCUUGCGGCUGAGAGCAAUCGUUACUCGUCUGUUGUGCAAAAGCUAAUAGACUAUCAUGCCGACGUUAACUCGGUCGACAAAAAAGGAAAGACGGCUUUGAUGUUUGCAGGUAGCAAUGUGAAUUAUGGAGUUGCACAGACACUGAUUAGAAAUUGUGCAGAUUUGCAUAUCAAAGAUAAAGAAGGGAGAACAGCAGUAAUGAUCGCGGCGAUGGCUUCAAACGUUGUUCUUUUACAAAUCUUCAUAGAUUCCGGUGCACUUGUGGAUAUUUCAGAUAACUUUGGGAGGACGACUUUGAUGUAUUCAACAAGUCAUUUACAUGAAAAGGUACUCCAGAUUUUGUUGCAGUGUGGUGCAAAUCCUAAUGCUGUGGACACAGAAGGGAAUACUGCUUUAAUGCUUGCAGCCAACAAUCCAAAUGAAUUGGUUGUACAGGGUUUGAUCACAAGUGGCGCUGACGUUAAUUUAGCAAACAAAGAUGGAAAAACAGCACUGAUGUUAGCAGCGAAAGAAAACCCUAAUCCCAAAGUUGUAAAAGCGCUGAUUGACGGAGGUGCAGACACAAAUGCCACUGAUCGAGACGGAAAGAGUGCAAUUGAUUAUGCGUCUGCCAACGAAAACGAAGCUGUGCUCGAGGUUUUCAAUGAUUGAAUAGAUUCGUCAUUUUAUGACUUUGAACACGUACUAACUUUUCCUUUAAAGAGGGAAACGGUUUGGAAACCUUUUGUUGUACUUCAUCUUUUGUAUGUAUUUUAA
Messenger RNA from Exaiptasia diaphana, 2160 nucleotides. Its product is annotated as putative ankyrin repeat protein RF_0381. Gene Ontology annotation, molecular function: protein binding. Bases 493 to 2055 code for a protein of 520 amino acids. The transcript is spliced from 4 exons. NCBI's taxonomy places the organism in Eukaryota, Metazoa, Cnidaria, Anthozoa, Actiniaria, Aiptasiidae. The record is from RefSeq and is a predicted model, not a curated record.